AUGAAUAGACGAGAAAUAGAAGCUAUGCUGGAAUCAGAUUCUGGCACAUAUUCGGAAGAUUACGACGAUACUGACGCUGAUCCAAACUGGAGCUCGGAAAAUGAACCGGACGAAAAUAUUUACGAACAUGAAUCAUCGGAUAAUUAUAACGUAACUAUUAAUAUGAUUGGAAUAAAUCUAGAUAUAAUUGAAUGUCUGACGCAAGUCCUAUCGACUUUUUUUUAUCUUUUUUUCGACAAAGAAAUUAUUGACAUGUUAGUGGUUGAAAAAAACAGGUUUGAAAUUAUUUUGAGUAUGUUAAACAUUUUUGAUAAUGACAAUGCUCCUACUAAUGAUAGAUUAUACAAAAUCCAAAUAUUGAUUGAUUUACUUGUCGAAAAAUUCAAUAGCGCAAUAAUUCCUGAAGAGUCUAUUUGUAUCGAUGAGUCUAUGGUCCCUUACUUGGGUUGUUUAUCGUUUCGGCAGUAUAUUUCUAAUAAACGUCAUCGUUAUGGAGUCAAAAUCUUUAAGCUGUGUACACGGGACUUUUAUACAUCAAAAUAUAAAAUAUAUGCAGGAAAAGAAGCGACGACAGGUGAUUCGGUUUCAUGUAAAGUAGUGAUGGAACUAAUGGAACCAUAUCUCAAUUUUGGUAGAACAUUGUACGCAGACAAUUGGUAUAACUCCAUUGACUUAGCUGAAAAAUUAUUGCGACAUAAAACACAUUUAGUAGGAACUCUUAGAUCAAAUAGAAAAAGAAACCCUAAAGAUGUAACACAAAAAAAACUUAACAGGGGAGAAAUAUUUGCAAAAAGGAGUGAUUGCGAAAUUAUGGUACUAAAAUGGAGAGACCAUAGAGAUGUUCUUAUGAUAAGUACAAAACAUUCAAACACGAUGGAAGAAGUCAUGACUAAAAGAAUUAAAAUAAAACCAAAAGUUGUUAUCAAUUAUAACCGUGAUAAAGGAUACAUCGAUUUAAGUGAUCAAAUGGGAUCUUAUAGUAGCUGUCUAAGAGGUAUGAAGUGUAUUUUUAAAGAAGUCACUGGAAAUUCUAAGACAAUUAUCCAGUUCAAAGACGACAUUAUUAAUGAAUUGAUUCAGCAAUCAAACAGUGGUCCAGAAGUUCUAGAAGUUCUAGAACCAUAUGAUGAAUAUACGAACGUAGAUAGCAAAAAAGCAAACCUUUCGCAUAUCAACGAGAUUUGUCCUAAAUGA
Sipha flava (yellow sugarcane aphid) is the source of this 1194-nucleotide messenger RNA. Its product is annotated as piggyBac transposable element-derived protein 4-like. The record is from RefSeq and is a predicted model, not a curated record. The transcript is spliced from 5 exons. Bases 1 to 1194 code for a protein of 397 amino acids. NCBI's taxonomy places the organism in Eukaryota, Metazoa, Arthropoda, Insecta, Hemiptera, Aphididae.